Ochlerotatus camptorhynchus is the source of this 3278-nucleotide messenger RNA. RefSeq names its product vesicular GABA transporter (gene VGAT). The record is from RefSeq and is a predicted model, not a curated record. NCBI's taxonomy places the organism in Eukaryota, Metazoa, Arthropoda, Insecta, Diptera, Culicidae. Gene Ontology annotation, molecular function: L-amino acid transmembrane transporter activity. Gene Ontology annotation, biological process: amino acid transmembrane transport. The coding region runs from base 376 to 2067 and encodes 563 amino acids. The transcript is spliced from 5 exons. Gene Ontology annotation, cellular component: vacuolar membrane.
UCUAAUCGGUAGUAGUCACGCUCCGCAAAGAAAUCGCCCCGGAAUAAAGCACACUGCUUCGGUUCGUUUCCACCAGUGCAAAAGUGAUAAUUCGUUGGUAGUUCCAUCGUUGAAUCAAAUUUAUCUUCACCGGUUAACAUCGUGGUCGAGGUAGCGAACGCAUCAAAUCAUCAUUAAAAUCACUAAAAGUCUUCCAAAUAAAUAUAUAUAUAUAUUAGAUUAUAAUACUCUAAACAAUAACUUAAGCUGUACAAGUAUAUAGUGAUCAGAUAAAAAGAAGAAGAUUGUAUUUACUAUAAGAAACAAAACACUAACUCAUAAGUUAGCCACUAAAUAGUAACAAAUUCAAAGCAUAAAGAAAUCAUAUCGGAAAAGAUGUCUUUCCUGAACAACCUUCGCGCGAUACCUCUGCCACCGGUGAAGAACGUCCUGAACGUGGCCAUGCAGACCGCACGCCAGACGAUUCCAUCAAAGAACAAACAAAGCGAUUACGAACAACCCGGUGGAGCGGACAUUGGUCCGGAUGCCGGCGUGCGGUCACCACCGCAAGUACCACCUAGGCCACAGAAUGUCCACUUUGCUGAGUCCGAUGGAGACACUGGUGGAACGACCGAAUUGAAUCCGCUAAAUCCAUUCACUAAUCCCAAGGCGUAUCAUCAGGAAGGGGCGGAACAACCGAACGCCGGGCAAUACCAGGAAACGGGCUUCAACCAACCGAGCGAUUUCGAGAACGGCUACCAAGCGGGCGGCUACCCCAGACAGGGGAGUGUUCAGUCAUAUGGAUCCGAUAGUACAUUUGCUGGUGGAUGCGAGGGCGAAGCAGCAGGAGGAAUGAAAAUCAACGAGUAUCAGGCAGCGUGGAACGUCACCAACGCCAUCCAGGGUAUGUUCAUCGUAUCGCUUCCAUUUGCUGUUCUACGCGGCGGCUACUGGGCCAUCAUCGCCAUGGUCGGCAUUGCGUAUAUUUGCUGUUACACAGGAAAAAUUUUGGUGCAGUGCCUGUACGAGCCGGAUCCGCAAACCGGUGAACCCGUUCGAGUUCGGGACAGCUACGUAGCGAUCGCGAAGGUUUGCUUCGGUAAGAAAAUCGGUGCCCGGGUGGUAAGUAUAGCGCAGAUCAUCGAACUGCUGAUGACCUGCAUUCUGUAUGUGGUAGUCUGCGGUGAUCUGAUGGCCGGAUCGUUCCCCGAUGGUGCCCUGGACACCAGAUCGUGGAUGAUGCUGUGCGGUGUAUUCCUACUACCAUUGGCUUUCCUCAAGUCGCUUCACCAUGUCUCGUUGCUCUCAUUCUGGUGCACGAUGGCGCAUUUGUUGAUCAAUGCGAUCAUCGUCGGCUACUGUCUGUUGGAGAUUGGCGACUGGGGAUGGAGUAAGGUCAAGUGGCGAAUGGAUUUUGAAAAUUUUCCAAUUUCGCUUGGUGUUAUUGUCUUCUCCUACACGUCGCAAAUCUUCCUCCCGACACUGGAAGGAAACAUGGAGGACCGUUCCAAAUUCAACUGGAUGCUCGAUUGGUCACAUAUCGCCGCAGCUGCAUUUAAAGCCCUUUUUGGUUACAUUUGCUUCCUGACGUUCCAAAAUGACACCCAGCAGGUGAUUACAAACAAUCUGCAUUCACCUUCCUUCAAAGGUUUGGUCAAUUUCUGUCUGGUGAUCAAAGCAGUCCUCAGUUAUCCACUGCCAUUCUUUGCUGCGUGUGAACUGUUGGAACGAGCGUUCUUCCGCGGAAAACCAAAGACCAUGUUUCCUAUAGUUUGGGAACUGGAUGGGGACUUGAAGGUUUGGGGUUUGGCAUGGAGACUGACUGUCAUUCUUGGAACGAUCAUGAUGGCUAUUUUUAUUCCGCACUUCUCGAUCCUCAUGGGUUUCAUUGGCAGCUUCACGGGUACGAUGUUAAGCUUCAUCUGGCCGUGUUACUUCCAUCUGAAACUCAAGGGUCACCUCUUGGAUCAGAAGCAGCGAGCGUGCGAUUAUUUUAUCAUAUUUUUGGGCGUUUUAUUUGGCGUUGUUGGAAUCUACGAUUCCGGCAGCGCACUGAUCAAAGCAUUCGAGAUUGGUCUUCCGUUCUAAGUAUCUUCUGAUAUCGAACUCCUGUUGUAUAGUUUAGAACCAGUUGUUAACUAAAUUACGAUUAUCAGUUCGAAUGCUUUUCGUUUAAUGACGUAAAUUCAGCAAAUAUAUGCAUAUAGUGUUAAUACAAUGAUUGAACCUACCGGAGCCAAGUUAGGAUUAGACCUUCCCAGACAGCAUCUAACGUCCGAUUCGGAAGGGAAACUAGUUUGAGUUGAAUAUUGAAUGCUAAAUCAUAGAGUCGUACUGGGUUUACUGCAAGCAUUUAAAAUUAAGACAUAUCCUAAGCAAACCAAAUGUAUAAAACAAGUUUAGAAAUCACGCGAGAAAAACACUAGCUUUAAGGAGAUUAUUCCAUUUUAUUGUUGAAAUCCAGAACAAACCGAAAAAAAAUUGAUCAAUGUCUUCCUAAAUGCGUCAAGGAUCAGAUGAGUUAAAUCGUUAGGUAAUCCAACUGUCUUCCAGCUUGCAGAACCUGCCAAGGAUCUGCAAUCAAGCCAAAUCAUGACUCAACGGAUAUUAAGAAUGCAAACAAAUAGCUAGUGAUUGAGAGUAAUGAAUGAAAAAUAGUGAGGAACAAAGAAUCCAAAUGCAAUAACUGAACAUCGUUACUAUUGUAGAAAACCAAACGAGAGGGAAAAAAAAAGAAAACGAAAAGUCAAUAUACCGUGCAAUGACAAUAAAUGCAGAUCAAAGCAAGUCACACAAAAAUCAGUAUUUAAACACGAUAUUAAUAUAUUUAUCAACCCUAUUGUACUAUUAAUUGAGGAACGAGCAAAUAAGCGCCAAAAUCCAACCAGAUAAGCAAAAAGUGUUAAAUUCUACAACCAUUAGGACUAGUGGGUAUCGGAAAGAAGAGUUUUCGACAUUUUAAAUUAUCCAUAUAGCCAUUGAUCAAUAACAAUCUUACCGAAAUCAUGUCUUCCAGCAGAUGAGAAAAGCGUAUUUAAAUUCUUUACGUAGAAACAAUAUUCCAACGUCUUCCGAAAUAUUAGAAGGAUUAUUUUUAUAUUGAUUUAAGGCAUCAGUUUAAUAAUAUACAAAAUCCAUUUUCACUGUUGUGGCUCAUUUGUCAUGUUGAUUAUUGUUUACGUAAAAAGUAGAAAAGUAAUGUUAUGUUAUAUUUAAUCGCAGAGUGUUAUACAAAGUAUGAACUAAUUACUGUAUUCAAAGGUAAAACUAUAGGUGUCCAAAUAAAUAGUUAAUUGAAA